Thermothielavioides terrestris NRRL 8126 is the source of this 821-nucleotide messenger RNA. RefSeq lists its product as uncharacterized. NCBI's taxonomy places the organism in Eukaryota, Fungi, Ascomycota, Sordariomycetes, Sordariales, Chaetomiaceae. The transcript is spliced from 4 exons. Bases 207 to 548 code for a protein of 113 amino acids. The record is from RefSeq and is a predicted model, not a curated record.
CGGCCCCUGGCUUGGCCUUGUCCAUUCAGAGGCGCGGCUCUUAUCGAUUGCAUCACACCACGCUAAGUUCGUGCUAGCGAGGAAUAUCGUUUGAAGAGAAUGUCCUCGCCUUACCCGCUGCGAAGACGAUUCUUCACUACAAGCUGAGCUCAAGCGAGAACGCAUAAAGAAACCUACCGGGCCUGAGUUAGAUCUGACAAGAAACCAUGAAUACUAUCCGGUCUUUUUGGCUGGGCUGGGGCUCCUUGUGUGUCGCCGGCGGCGUGGCAUACUACUUCGCGAAGCAGAGCAUCACGGCCGAUCGCCAGUCGCGGCUCGAAGAGCAGCGCAGGAAGAAGGCCAUGAUCGAUUCGCUCGAGUACUCCCAGAACUUAGCGAACGGCGGGCCGCCGAGGACAGACACAGCAGGGUCACCGAGCCAGGAAUCCAGCAGCGACCCGGCUCCAACGAGACACGCCCCCACUACGGAGGGGCAGAGGGUGCUGGAAAAGAGCAAGUACGAGAGCAGCACUCCGUUCCGCAGUCCGAAAGGAGACCGGUUUUCUUGAGGCUGCUGCUUCUGGGAUUGUAUGAUAGUUACGGAUGUGGGAAAGAUGGCUGGGCUUUCAAGCUAGGAUACUGGAACACGGAGCACCAUGUUUGCAGACACUCUCACCUCGAGCAGUUUGGGAAAACGUUGCUUUUCUUGAUGAUCAGGUCCAUGACAGCGCAAUCUGUGCUAUCAAACAUGCAAUCGCCAAGAUAGGUAAGGUUAGACAUUUCGUGAAGCUGGGAACGGCUCAAACUACCCCAGUAACUCAGUGCAAUUCAUGAACCAAAAC